Messenger RNA from Platichthys flesus (European flounder), 1990 nucleotides. RefSeq names its product adrenergic, alpha-2D-, receptor b (gene adra2db). The transcript has a single exon. Gene Ontology annotation, molecular function: alpha2-adrenergic receptor activity. NCBI's taxonomy places the organism in Eukaryota, Metazoa, Chordata, Actinopteri, Pleuronectiformes, Pleuronectidae. Bases 322 to 1593 code for a protein of 423 amino acids. The record is from RefSeq and is a predicted model, not a curated record. Gene Ontology annotation, cellular component: membrane. Gene Ontology annotation, biological process: platelet activation; regulation of vasoconstriction; regulation of smooth muscle contraction.
CUAGAGCAGCAUUACGCACGGCGAUAUUGGAGGAGUGACUAUAUUCCUGGAUCAUUGGAUUCUAAUCUCUAGUUCUUCUGACAUUUGCGAUACAUUUGGAACUAGCUCUGGAGCUGUGAAUAAGGAUUGUUUAUUCGUGGAAGAGCAUCUUUGAACUGUGUUUUUCGUGGGCUACACUCUGCAUUGCCCAGGAGUAUUACGCGCAACGCGUAAUCUCCUUACAUUGGUGGGCAGCAGCUCGACGCACCCGGUCUCGUCUCUUUUGGAAAGACAAAGGGUGCAAAACAACAAAAUGAUACGAAGGGACAAUUUGGAGGCAGAAUGGAUUCAACCCAGUUAAAUCCGUUGGUGGGAAACGUGUCCAACGAUGAGAACAGCACGGACGCACCGCUUUCCUUUCCACACACGACGGCAGCCGCUGCAAUCAUCAUCCUGGUGGUUAUUGUGAUUAUUUUGGUGACAAUUGUCGGAAAUGUGUUGGUGAUAGUAGCGGUGCUGACCAGCCGCGCUCUCCGUGCGCCCCAGAACCUGUUCCUUGUCUCUCUGGCGUCAGCGGACAUCCUGGUGGCCACGCUGGUCAUCCCCUUCUCCCUCGCCAAUGAGGUUAUGGGGUACUGGUACUUUGGAAGUACUUGGUGCGCAUUCUACUUGGCGCUGGACGUGCUGUUCUGCACCUCAUCCAUCGUGCACCUGUGCGCCAUCAGCGUGGACCGCUACUGGUCCAUCACGAAGGCGGUGAGCUACAACCUGAAGCGGACACCGAAGCGCAUCAAGUCCAUGAUCGCUGUGGUGUGGAUCAUAUCUGCGAUCAUCUCCUUCCCUCCUCUCCUCAUGACCAAACACGACGAGCGGGAGUGUCUUCUGAACGAUGAGACCUGGUACAUCCUCUCGUCCUGCAUGGUGUCCUUCUUCGCUCCGGGUCUCAUCAUGAUCCUGGUUUACUGUAAGAUCUACAAAGUGGCCAAGCAGCGCUCCUCCACCGUAUUCGUGGCCAAAAACGGUCUGGAGAGGCAGCCCUCCCAGUCGGAGACCUGCUUCGUCAGGAAGGACCAGAUUGAGACUGAGAGCCCCAGCAGCCAAGACUCUUGCACCCGCCAACAGGGCCAGGGGGAGCUGGAUGACAUCGACCUGGAGGAGAGCUGCUGCACGUCGGACACCAAGCCGCGCAAUCAUCGCUUCACCAAGCGGAGGAAGGUGGAGGGGUCGGACUGCUGCCCGCCGCAGAGCUGCCGCCUCUCGUGGGCAUCGGCCCGGGCGUCGCAGCUCUACCCGGAGCAGACGACCCCGGCGGAGCGACCCCGGGUGGCCGCGGUCAACAAGACCAAAGUGGCCCAGAUGCGGGAGAAGCGUUUCACCUUCGUGCUGGCGGUGGUGAUGGGGGUGUUUGUGCUCUGCUGGUUCCCCUUCUUCUUCACCUACAGCCUCCAUGCGAUCUGCAGAGACAGCUGUUACAUCCCGGGCGCACUUUUCAACCUGUUCUUCUGGAUUGGCUACUGCAACAGCUCCGUGAACCCCAUAAUAUACACUAUUUUCAACAGGGAUUUCAGGAAAGCCUUCAAGAAAAUUGUGUGCAGGACUCCCAAGCGCACGUAACUCUAGAGGAAGACAAUGAUUUGGCCUCGAAUGCCUCAACAGUGCUGGGAAGGAAUUAUAUUUUCAAGACUCAGUGCUCUUGGCUGUAGUUCCCCUCCUGAAAUCAUUUUCAUGUAACUAUGAGAAGAAGAAAAAGAAUCCAGUCUUGUGUACAGAUUUAAAUUGCCAUGAAUAAAAUGUAAAGUGGAGCAAAAGAAAAUAAUAAGUUAAUUAUCCCAUUUUUAUCCCACUGGAGAUAUGUAAAGUUUUAAUGUAGGCCACUGAAAAGUUCUGCAAACAUGUACUUUUGAAGCAGAAACAGCAGGUGUUUGAUCAGGCUGCAGCGAGCAGGAGGGUACUUCAGAGUGGGGAUGACAUCUUGUGUGUAGCUGUAACAUUAGGUGUUUAAUAUUGAGAC